CCAAUCCUCACGCAUAUUGUUUCUUUGGUAGCUCCAUUUCUCAACUGCGUUCAUAAACAUUAUAUAUAUUCUUGUAGUUUUGUAAUAAAAUGACUUCAAAGAGGAGCGAAGGCGAAUGGCAGGGGCUGGUGAACGAGUAUUUGAUAUGUAAAAGAAAACUGGAGAGCAAGAAGGAAGCUCUGUUGAUUCUCUCCAAGGAGCUUGAUACGUGCCAACAAGAGCGGGACCAGUACAAACUAAUGGCUAAUCAGCUACGGGAGCGCCAUCAAUCACUGAAGAAAAAGUACAGAGAACUCAUAGAUGGUGAUCCUACUCUCCCUCCAGAAAAGCGGAAUCAGGCAAACCUUGCGCAACUAUUGAGUAGUUCUCGAGAGCGGAAUAAACAGCUGACAGAGGAAAUUAAGGAACUCCAGCAGAGACUGACUGAAGCACAGGGUGACAACAAGCUCCUACGAAUGACUAUUGCAAAACAGCGCCUAGGUGAUGAAGAAGUAGGGGCUCGUCAUUUUCCUGCACAUGAACGUGAGGACCUUGUUCAGCAGUUGGAAAAAACACGUGAACAGAUUGAACGCUUGGAUCAUGACUAUCAAGCAGCGGUGGAUGAGCUUCAGGAUGUUAAGGUCGAACGCGCUUUCUACCAGGAGAAAUCUGACCGUCUAAAUCAAGAGAUUAACCAUAUUCUUGGAGGACAUGAAAACCGUAUAAUUGAUGUUGAUGCAUUGUGCAUGGAGAACAGGUAUCUGCAUGAACAUUUGAAGCAGAUCCAAGAAGAAGUCAACAUCCUUAAAAAUAACAUUUCUAAAUAUAAGAAUGCUCUUGAGCGUAAAAAGCACCUGAAGUCGAGUGGAAGGAGCAGCAGUAGUGCACUUACAGGAGUUCUUUCUGCUAAACAAGUCCAGGAACUAUUGUCAGAAGAUCAUGGUUGCAGUCUACCAGCGACUCCACAGUCCAUUUCAGAUCUGAAAUCAUUGGCAACUGCUUUACUUGAGACAAUUCAUGACAAGAACAUGGUUCUUCAGCAUCAACGACAGACUAACAGAAUUCUGGGCAAUCGUGUGGCUGAAUUGGAAAAAAAACUGAGAACUUUGGAAGUUUCUGGUUUGUGGAGUCUUCCAGAUGCAACAGGCCGGAUACACCUUUUCAGCAGUUAUACAGGAGGCAAGGAGACUCUAACAUUAACUGAUGCUGCCAUACCUGUGGAUCUAAGACCAAAGUCACCUAUGUUUGUGGGCAUUGAGCAACAGCUACAGCAGAAUGAUGAAUUAAAAGGUCAAGGAACUCCACUUCUGUCCUCAGCACCAGAGUUCUCUGGUAAGGAGAAAAAAUCCAGAGAAUCUGAAGAAAUGCAGGUGGAACGAAAGGAUAGUUGCGCAAGUCCAGUAUUUUUACCUUUGGAAACAGACUCCCAGACAACGCAAAUUUAUCCAUCAAUGUCCCAAUCCAAUCCAGGGGAUGAAAUAACAAAGAUGACUGAGAAGUUAGCUACUGCUGAGUUAAGCGAUGGCUAUAAUGAAACAUGUGCUUUGAAAGAGCAGUGCAUGGUGACAUCUCAGAACGAUGGUGAUAUUUCAUCUGUUUUUGAAUCCCCACCAGCUAGAACAGAUGCAGCAAACCCAUCUGAUUCUGAGAGUGACCACUGGAUUCAAAAUAAUGAAUCACCUGGCGCCCUGGAAAGUAAUAUAGAUUGCGUGUCAUCAAACACGACUUCCAAAAUAAAUUCAGAUUCUCAGUUGCACAGUUUGUUGACCACAGAUCUGUCAAUAUUUGAGGGUUCUACAAAAAGUACUAAUGAAAGUCACAAAGGAAAUAUAGCAUAAUUUGCUUGCUAACUUUAUAUUUUAGUUUACGCCUAUAGUUUAAAGACUAUUGCCCUUAAUUAAAAAUUAUUAUAAAGCUCUUAAACUUAAUUUGAGACCAGGUGAAACUGUAAUUCUUUUAAAAGCAAAUCAUCAGUACUUUGUUAGUUGUGAUAUGAAUGUUUAUGCAUCUUGUUUUGUGAGCUGAAUUCUAUCAAAGACAGACUAUUCACAUAUCUGCAUUGGUAAAGUAGAAUAAAUAAUUACACUGAAAAAUAUAAUAAGGAUAGGGUUUUCGUCAAAACCUUUUUCUAUCUUUUUUCCAAGUGCACAAUAUUUUAAGAAAAUCAAUUUAUAACAUUUGAUUCCUUAUGUUAUAUGGCAUGACUCGAGAAACCAGUAGAAAAAGUCUUCAGUGGAAUGUGCUUUUCAAACUAUUGGGUUUCAAAAUGUUUCUGCCAAGAACAAGAGAUUUACUCUGGGUAAAAUGCUGUACCAGGAACUCUGAGCUUGAUUCACAACAAUUGCUAGAAAUAGGAGGGACUGUAGUUUGAAAUUUGAAUUUGAAUGAUUGCAGAGGUGUACCCUUUAAUAUACCCUGACUGAACUUGUGGAUUUCCAAUAUUUUCUAUUUCUGAUUUCCAGCGAUUUGCAUUUUUAAAAUUCAUUUUAGUACUUGUAACUCUCUUAUGUGUUACAAUUGGAAUUCCUCCAGAUCGAAGUAAUGUGUGGUAAAGGAGCAAGACAAAGGGUUGUUACAGUCACUUCAUUAAAUAAGAUAGAGUUGUUCCUGGAAUAAAGAAAGAAAACUGCUUCCACAAGUUUUAUAUUUACUCACAGUGAUGUGCCACCAUUAUUAUUGCAUGUUGGCAGGCAACAGCCCCAAUUCUCAAUGCAAACAAUAAAUUGUUUUAUUCAUGAAUUGCUAACAUGAGAUUUAUACACUAUUUUGAUUUUCUAAAUUGAAAAAGUGAGAAGUUGGAAGAAGGAGGAAAUGACAUGGUCAAUAUUGCAAAUUUUCCAUAUUUCAUUAAUAACUCAUGGCUUAUUAUACCUGGAGGAUAUAUUCAUUGUAGUAAUAUAAAUAAUGUAUUUGUUUUAGUAAUUAUUUUUAUUAAUUAGCAUAGAUUUUUGCCAGUGACAAGAACCAUAGGUGCUGUGUGCUGAAUUUUACAGUUUGUGUGUUUAAUGCUAGAAGCAAGAAUAUAUUAAGGACAUGUACUAAUUAUUUGUGGAGGUGAAGAGUGGGAGGUAGUGGUCCUUUAUCAAUUGCUUCAGUGUGGAGUAUCCACCCACAGGACUAUAACGUUUUGCAAUACGCUUCUUACUUUAUGUGGAGUUCUGAUCUAAUAGUUUUCCAAGAAUUAUCAAGGUUCACAAUUUGUGUAUACUAAUAUGACCAAAUUUCCGGCCCCUCCCACCAACAGGAUCCUCUGGUCCGAAGUCAGCCGAGAUUUGAAUGGCUCGCCGCAUCCACGCCGCAGAGUGCUGAAAAAUCCUGGUUUACAAUGGUGAUAAUUACAUGAGUAAUGAAGAGAAUUGUCAUGGCUUUACACUAUUUUAAGGACUACUAUAGUCAGGUAGAGGCUUAGCGUUAGCAUUCCAAAGAUUGUUUUCCAUGCCAAAAUCUCUGUAACAUAGGUAUUUAUUCUUUACUUUGGCUACAACCUUUUCCAUUUCACGCUGUACAGUUAAAUCAAGAGCAGCAGCACUAUACAACAUCACAGAAAAGAGGAAAAUAACAAUAACUUUUGACUGAAUCUGAGGGGGAAAAAAUGUCUAAGUAAAUAACCAUGCCGUUGUGCCAUUUUAUGUGUUACUUAUAACUUUGUUGGUGAUGGAAAUUAGGUUGUUCACAAUAUUUAAUGUUUUCUAGGCUAUCAAUAGCCUUCACACUGAGAAAAGACGGUGCUAUUAUUUUACUUGGCACUUGAUAGGAGUUUUGUUGUAAGCUGCGAGCCAUCAUCGGAUCCAUGUCAAAAAAGAUUAUUUUUCUAAUGAACUCGCAAGGAUUGAGCUGGUUUCUUUUCUAAAUUGUCGAUCUCAAAACAAAGAUCAUCUCCUUGCAGAAAAGUACAUUUUAAAGAGAGGGUACUGACACCUUGGAGUUCUUGAGUAGGUUUAGUUUCACAGAUUUUCCCAGGGCAGCUGCCUCAUAUUCUCGCUAUUAUAGCAGAGCUUUUGAAAUACAUUAUUUUUAAUAAAGUUAAUAAAUCAGUAGAAAUAGAUUCUUUUGAUAGGAAGUGUUCAUUCUGAUGUCACUUGUGUCGUCGUCUUUGAUGACAAAUGAUCCAGUCCACUUAAGAGUUUAUUUACAGGCAUUUGCAAUGCCAUUGACUUUUCUGUCACAUUUAUUAGUUUUAGGUUUAGUGAUUCUCAGGUUGUUUAUUUACAUUUAAUUUUAUUCCUUUUAUGACUUGAUAAUCAAGUCAAACAUUUUGUCACUGUUCAGGAACCAGAUUAGAAAUAAAGAUUUUUAGGCCCAAAGCCUAAAACAUUUUUGGGUUGUUUCUCCUUAAUUUAUUUGUGUUCCUAUUGUUUUCUGAAAAUUAUUGUCAGGCGAGAAAUUGGUGAUAAUUACAGUAGUGCCUGGAUGGAGAUAAAUCAUUAUUUUGUACUGUAUUAAUUAUGUUUAUUUAAAUUGAAAGAUUGUAAAGGAUUGCACUAUUCCAAACAUGUUUCCUUCACCAGCAAGCACAUCUUAGAUUAGAGGAUUUUAAUGGUAUUGCUAUUAAUGAAAUUUGAAGAAAAAAUUGUGAAAAUACAGUGGAGGACAUACUUUGUAGAAGCCUUAAAUAAAUAUUUGCAACUUG
Molecule: messenger RNA, 4609 nt
Organism: Carcharodon carcharias (great white shark)
Lineage: Eukaryota; Metazoa; Chordata; Chondrichthyes; Lamniformes; Lamnidae
Gene: ccdc149a
Product: coiled-coil domain containing 149a
Exons: 13
Coding region: 90-1817 (575 amino acids)
Source: RefSeq, a predicted model, not a curated record